GAUAUCGAGGCCCUGCUCCUGACUUGAUCUUCCGCAUCCAGCGAGGACAGGUGGAGCUCUGGGUCCGUGAUGAUGAGGAUCGUGGGGAAAUGCGGAAGUCACAGGACGUGCUGCCAGUUUCACCUGGUCCUCCAACCUGGUCCGGCACUGUGCACCAGCGCAUCCACACUGGGGAGAAGCCACAUCGCUGCUCUGUGUGUGGGAAGAGCUUCGCCCUAUCCUCCUCCCUGACUGUGCACCAGCGCAUCCACACUGGGGAGAAGCCACAUCGCUGCUCUGUGUGUGGGAAGAGCUUCGCCCUAUCCUCCUCCCUGACUGUGCACCAGCGCAUCCACACUGGGGAGAAGCCACAUCAGUGCUCUGUGUGUGGGAAGAGUUUCACCUGGUCUUCUGCCCUGAUCCGGCAUCAGCUGAUCCACACAGGGGAGAAUCCAGAUCAGUGCUCUGUGUUUGGAAAGAGUUUCACCUCAUCCGACAGCCUGGUCCGGCAUCAGCUGAUCCACACGAGGGCGAAGCCACAUCAGUGCUCUGAGUGUGGGAAGAGUUUCACCUGGUCCUCUGUCCUGGUCCGGCAUCAGCUGAUGCACACGGGGGAGAAGCCACAUCAGUGCUCUGAGUGUGGGAAGAGUUUCACCUCGUCCUCCUCCUUGACCGUGCACCAGCGCAUCCACACAGGAGAGAAGCCGUAUCAGUGCUCUGAGUGUGGGAAGAGCUUUAGGUAUUCCUCCCACCUGGCCGAGCACAAGCGCAUCCACACAGGGGAGAAGCCAUAUCAGUGCUCUGUGUGUGGAAAGAGCUUCGCGCGAUCCUCCCACCUAGCCCAGCACCAGCGCAUCCACAAAGAAGAGAAGCCGCGUCAUUGCUCUUAGUAUAGUCAGAGCUUUACCUACUCCUGCAGCCUGUGCUGAACACCAGUGCAUCUACACGGGAGAAACUACAUCGGUGCUCUGAGUAUUGGAAAAGCUUCACCCAUCUCUCCCACCUGUCCUGGAAUCAGCACAUGCACACCCAAAAGCAUCCCUAAUUCUGCCAGCAAUGCAGGAAGGGCUUGGAGAUGUCUGCCUGCUCAGCACCCACCAGUGCUGCAUUCAGACAAGCACCCCCAUGCCGGUGGUCUGCAGAAACAUUUCCCCCAGGCUGUGUCCCUUGUAGGGUACAGUGGGAGUCCAGAGCCCAGAGGCUGGCCCACAAGGAUUGAUUGUGGGGAGGGGCUAAGGAGAAACACCUCAGGUAGAAGUCAGCCCCCAUAAGGGGAAAGGAGAAGAGGAGAUGAUCUUGCAUCAGCCUUGGAGCCUGUGCAUUCCCCAUCCUUCCCUAAAAGCAGAUAGUACUCUCAGGGGAAGAAGUGCCUUAACGGUAGGGUGCCCUCCCCCAGACAGCUGGCCUGAAAUGACACCCAGGGACUUUCCUUAGCUGCCUCCCAGCUUUUUCCUUCCUCCUGGUCCAGGGCUUCUGGUAUAUGAGCCCCUGAGUUGGAGGGAGGAGUGCAUUUCUGGCUGGGCAGCAUUCCCUACCCUACUCCCUGACCUCGCCUUUCCUCACCCCGACAUCACCCCUCUCCCAGUGCUGCCCAUGCCCAGUGGGGUCUGCCAGGAGCUGCUACUGCCACCCCCUGAGCUGGUUGUUAGACCCCGACUCUAUGCGAUGCCCAAAACUAGGGAGGCAAUGGAUCGAUGCACAAAUUGCUUGUCAACUGCUUUAUUCCAAGUGGAGACAGCUUCGGGCCAGCUUCAAUAAACAGGGGAGCUGCAGUGAA
Messenger RNA from Alligator sinensis (Chinese alligator), 1756 nucleotides. RefSeq names its product zinc finger protein 180-like. The transcript has 2 exons. Gene Ontology annotation, biological process: regulation of transcription by RNA polymerase II. The annotation marks the transcript as partial. The record is from RefSeq and is a predicted model, not a curated record. Gene Ontology annotation, molecular function: RNA polymerase II cis-regulatory region sequence-specific DNA binding; DNA-binding transcription factor activity, RNA polymerase II-specific. Lineage: Eukaryota; Metazoa; Chordata; Crocodylia; Alligatoridae.